AGUUCCUUCUGCGCCUUCGCCUCCAAGUGAAAAGCUGCGCUCCUUUGUGUUUAACGGUCGCAUCUCAUUACGCGUCGACUCCUGUAGUCGGUGUCGAGGAAAGUCUUCUGCUUCGCUCGUUGAUGGGUGUCGUCGAUUAUUUUAGGAGAUGGGAGUUUUUGUGAGAGAAACGCUUUGGGAUUAAAGCAACGCGCCGUUUACUUUUGUCCGUGAGAUUAAAAUGAUGAUUUUGUAGAGAGAAAUAUUUCUAUAUUUAUUCAACCAAAUUUUUAUUCGGUUAACACGUCGGCUGAAAAACGGGCUCGUUAUACACGACAUUUUUAUAUUUCCAUGUGGUUUUAACUUUUUUAUUGCCGUGAUGUCGCCGCUGACAUCCAUCAUCAGUUAGAAGCCCGCAGAUCAGCUCAGUCGAGACGAACGUCGGCCGUUCACGCGGAGGUCCAACUGUCAGCCUUCACCUCCGAGUUGUACUGUUAGUUAUGAAAGCAUGGGCUUCGUCAGGCCGCGGAGGAGGCGCUGGUGCUUGUCAUCCGUCCGCACUUUGCGAGCUCCACAAUAAAAGUGUUUGGCUGCGGAGCCGGAGCGAGGCGCGUCGCCGCGGCUCUGGACAUUUUCAGGGCACAACCUCCAGCUUCUCCGGCGCAAGCGAAGCAGACGCGCCGUAACGUCAACAGUCGAUUACUCAUGCAACGAUCCGCGGCCGUGCGCGCCCCCGCGGCUCGGAGACGCGCCGAGCGUCCGAACCGAGCCUCCGAACCGCUAGACGGGCGGCUUUGCGGGAGACGAGCCUUCCAGCCUCGCGUUCAGCACCGCAGACAGAGACACAAUCCGACGUGUCCACACCCACUCCACGUCCACGUUACUGCCCCUGUCUUGCCAAACAUAGAGAGAGGUCCGCCCACGCUUGAUCACUUUUAGUGCAGGUUGACUUGCUCUCGCCCGAGAGGCAUUUGAGUGGUUAUUGGAUGUGAUAUAUGGGAAAAGUCGCUAUAAACAGCCGCUGAGCACCGGCGUGCUGUUUGCUGGAGCUCAGGUGUUUGACUUUAUGUAAUGUGGACCAUGAAGGCUUCAUUGGCCCUCCUUUAAGUCCUAUAAAAGUUAUUUAUCCACAUACACAAAAACAAAAACCCCAUCAUCUGCACAGACCUCUCCAUCAUAUUUAAAUCACGUGCUCUCUCUGCUUUUAUACUGCAGCGGUGGUCUGCUGUUAUUAUGCGUAAAUGCAUAAACAUAAAACCCAACACAAACGCAAACCUCAUGUGACAGAGGCCGCGUCGGUGUGCGAACAAACCGGCAACGGCUCAUAUUUGUUGUCUUUGUCGCGCCGCACGCGAGGAACAGCGGCGUCCGGGUAAAACGGGCUGUGGUGAGAAAGCAGCAGGGCGAGUGAGAUCAGUGGGAGGACGGACAGACAGGACGGAGCAAGGAAGCCUGCUGGCCUCCUGUCUGGACACAUCACGUGUUCAUGGGCUGAUAGCUGAAUAUAGAUAAACAGCACCCGUUGUUCUCGGCCGUCGACUCGGCCGUUUGUUUCGCUGGCGUCGUCGCAUUUGCACACGCGGAAGCAACAGACAUGCACUGAGUCGUGGAGGAGUCCGUGGCCAAUGCAUGCAACGCAUCCGAUCUAGCGGGAUUGGAGCGAGAUGCGGGGCUUUCUCCGCCUGCAGCAUGAUGUGGAUGGAUCAACCAGGUUGAGUGACAAGCCGGCUGCCCCGUCGCCACCAUGAUAGCCACCGGUGGCCUCCUGCGCAUGAACAGGCGCCAGGACUCCCUCCGCUCCAAGAACCGAGCGGAGAACAAGAAGAAGCGGAAAGCCAAGAAGAAGAAGAAGAACGACGUGGUGGUGGUGAAGGGGAAGCUCAAUCUGUUGUCCCCGGCCGGUUUCGUGGCCGCGGUGGGGGUGAUGGUCCUCAUGGUGGGGAUUUCCAUGGCUGUGCUGGGCUACUGGCCCAGCCAGGACCAGAAGCAGUACCAGGAGCGCCGCAGGACCGGAGGCUACCACAGCAACCGGGCCAGCCAGGCUAAGAGUCCCCCCGCUCCCUCCAACGGGACCCGCGGGCACAACAGUUCCUUCAGCCACGCUAACAGCAGCGCCGCCGAGCCCUCCCAUCACUGCGGCUUCCUCUGCGACUUCCUGGAUAACUACCUGUACUCGGACAAUCUGAAGGUCUUCGGACCGCUGGUGAUGGGAAUCGGCAUUUUCCUCUUCAUCUGUGCCAACGCGGUCCUCCAUGAAAACCGAGACAAGAAAACCAAAAUCAUCAACCUGAGGGACAUCUACUCCACCGUCAUCGAUCUGCACAACAUACGCUCCAAGGAGUACUCGCCCCUGAACGGCCUGGUGAACUACACGCAGGCGCGCAGCGCCGAGGGCCCGUCGGGCUCCUUCCCGGCGAGCGGGAUGCUCACCCGCAGCUCCUGGCCCUCCACUGGGCUCAGCUUCCAGGGCGAGUUAGCGGGAGAUGACGCGUUCCGGCGGCCAUCUUUAGCCAGCAGGCCUCGCAGCUGGUCCAAAGACGUCCAGACCUUCACAGACACCGUCUACAGCAUCUACAAGGACUACAGCAACAGCGGCGAGCAGGCACCGCAGCCCCAGCGGUGGGAGACCAUCUCCAUCGUCACCUCCUCUGUGAACGCGUUCACCCUCCCUGUGAUUAAGCUCAACAACUGCGAGGUGGAGGAGUCGGAACGAGCCGAGGCAGAGGGGCGCUCGGCGGAGGAGGUCGUCAUCGAGGCCGACGCAGAAAACGAGGAGAUGCGCGGCGGCGGCGUCCAAAUCGAUGAGGCCGAUGGCGAGGACGAGGCGGCAGACUGCCCGUCACCGCAUCGGAGCCACGAGGACACGUGCACGGACGCGGCCGGGCCACAGGGGGCGCCAGAGGCCCGGGCGCAGUGGAGCCAGCUGUUUCCUCCAUCCCCCGUUGCCAGGGCGAUGGGGUCGCGGCUCUCGCUCAACUCGCUCACGGAGCAGCCGCGGUCGGCGCGCCGCUGCAGCCUGUCCGCGUCGGCGUGUCGCCCCGGCGACCGAGCGCGGCGCUUCAGCUGCCCCCGUCUGGAGCGCUCCAACAGUAAGGGCUACAUCAAACUCACGGACCUGGGGGGCGAGUCAUUCGAGGCCCCCGACACGGACGCUCCGUUGGCGGCCGCCGGACAGGAAGUAGCAGCCGAUGCAGAUGCAGAUGAAGCCGCAGCAGCAGCGAGGGAGGACGCUCAGGAGGAAAACGGCCUGGUGACACCCAGCGCCUCUGCAGAGUCCUACAGUAUUUGAUGUCUCGUUUAUUACUUUGUAUCCUCUUCCCCUCCCGCUGACAUGAAACUGGCCUUUAAAGAGGAACGCGUGGAGGGAGAUCAGCUAAGGACUAUUCAAACAUAGCCAUGAACACUCAAGAGCGAGGCUCUUUAUAAAAAAACCACAUCACACACAGCUCAAUACCCAGAUGUAUUUUUUCUAUUUUUUCAAUGUAGCAAGAGCAAUACUGGAGACGUGUAAGAAGAUUUAGUACAGAUUUGUUUAAAAAAGUAAGAAAAUCUGAUGUGUUGAGUUUAUAUAACACUAGGGCCAAACAUUGUAGCUUGUAGAAAUGCCAAAACUGUCACUGAGAUCUCCUGUUCGACAUGUUCCACUGUAGCAUUACCAUAUGCCACAGAAGAGUAAAUAGUCUAGACUCGUUGUGUGAAUACUAUGUGAAUACGGUAGGUGAACUGAACUGAAUCUCAGGUAGAUGUUUGGUUUAGGACAGGGACCUUGAGGACAGGGUCUUCCCUAUGUGCACACUUGUUUAUAUGAAACAUUCAUGGGUGAAUAAACUUGGCUAUAACUCC
Messenger RNA from Betta splendens (Siamese fighting fish), 3822 nucleotides. Its product is annotated as transmembrane protein 200C. Lineage: Eukaryota; Metazoa; Chordata; Actinopteri; Anabantiformes; Osphronemidae. The transcript is spliced from 2 exons. Bases 1724 to 3268 code for a protein of 514 amino acids. The record is from RefSeq and is a predicted model, not a curated record.